Pomacea canaliculata is the source of this 1402-nucleotide messenger RNA. RefSeq lists its product as uncharacterized. The record is from RefSeq and is a predicted model, not a curated record. NCBI's taxonomy places the organism in Eukaryota, Metazoa, Mollusca, Gastropoda, Architaenioglossa, Ampullariidae. The coding region runs from base 797 to 1141 and encodes 114 amino acids. The transcript has 2 exons.
UCUUCAAUUCCUCACAAUCAUGCACAAACUUGCAUACAUGUAGCAGCAUACAAUCAAGCAAAACAUAUUUUUAAAAAAGCCAAUUUAUUUCAUGGUGUUAAAGUGAUUUUAAAAAGUCAGUGAAUUCAUGAAAAUUUGUCCUGUCAAUGGAAGGAUGCAUACCACAAGAAAACCAAAACUAAAUAAGUUUGUAUACAACCUCAUUAUAUACACAAAAGGAAAGUUUAUGGGAAAUGUAAAAAAAGACAUUUGGCUUAAACUGCUAAAAUAGCACCAAAAUCCAUAUAAUGUUAACUCUGUUUCAGGUACUGCAUUUCAACUCACUACUUGUCAGUCAUAAUGUUAACUCAUCUGUGUUUAGUAAUUACAAUGUUUACUACGUGUAAUUUAUAGAUGGACUCUGAUUUUACCAUGUUUCAAUUAUGCACUACAGAUUGAACAAUUUUCAACACUGGAGGCUCGGAGAGUCCGAGAGAGAACCAAUCUUUUGAUUGAACAAUUUAAGCGCACCCAGAAUAUAAAGCAAGCAAAGUAAGUCAUGACUGAACAAAAUAUACGGGAACAAUUAAUCUGAAUCAGUAUGUCAGUGCUUUAUAAAGAAUAAAAACAUACAACCACAAGUACUCAGGACAAGUCCAAAGAGUGUUUCUGUAUUUGUGCGAGUUAAAAAAUAUAAAACCAUCCACUUUACUGUAUUUCUUUUAAUUUUAGAUCAGGGGAAGAAGAGGAACUAACAGAAAAGGAUCAUCUGCUGUUAGAAAUAAUAGGAAUCAAAGAAAGUAUAGAAAAUGAAGAGAUGUGGGAAAAAAGUCAGAAAAAAAAAGAUGAAGUGGAGCAGAGGCAAUGUGCUGUAGAAAUACUUGCUGCAGCAAUGGAGUCACGAAAAAGAAAACAAAGUGAAGAUGCUGCUGGACCUUCUUCAUCUAGCAGUGAAGAUGUUGUGCCUUCUUCAAAGAAGAAAAAGCCUAAUGAUCUUCUGUUAGAACUUGUUAUUAAAAGACAAGUAGAAAAGAGGGAGGAGAGGCUAGCAGAACUGGAGAUAAGGAGGCAAGAACUGGCCCUGGAGCGGGAAAAAUUUGAAGCGGCUAGUGCUGAGCGGAAUGCUUUUCUGCUGCUACUUCAAAAAUUUUCUGAAAAAUGACUUGAAAAUUUUUUGUUCUAUUUUGUGUUAUUCAUUAAAUGCAUGUAAGUGAACUUAUGUCCUGACUUUUUAUGUUAUUUCCUGUGAACAGCAAAUGCUAUAGGUAGUCUGGGGUGUAGUUUAGGUGGUUCUUCCUACCUUUCAACAGUAUUGACUUCAAAAAGCCAUCCUUCAGAUGUGACUUUGAUUGUGCAUCUUCACUGAAAUUAAUAGUGUUUAGAUAACAUAUUUCAUUACACAUGCUUUGUGUGUCUUACAAAA